Ornithodoros turicata is the source of this 5562-nucleotide messenger RNA. Its product is annotated as cadherin-like and PC-esterase domain-containing protein 1. Gene Ontology annotation, biological process: protein modification process. The coding region runs from base 364 to 3132 and encodes 922 amino acids. The record is from RefSeq and is a predicted model, not a curated record. NCBI's taxonomy places the organism in Eukaryota, Metazoa, Arthropoda, Arachnida, Ixodida, Argasidae. The transcript is spliced from 22 exons.
CAGAGGAACCUUCUACUGGAGUCCAGCCGUAGAGGCAUUGAAGUUCACACGAGCCUUCCUUCCAGAGCUGACACUUUCAAUGCGAAACUUAGGAAACUACUUCAAGAAAUUGAAAGCGACCACCUCCGUCCAGCACGCGAAUUUUUCAAAGUAGCCGAGGUGAGGGGACAGAAGUCUGUCGUGAACAGGGACCUUCCCCUGUAUCAGUCUGCGCUCACUGCCGGCGGAUUCGAUGUCAAGGCCCCGCCCUGGUACCGACGUUUUUUGCCUUCAUCUGUGCCAUCGGCGCCCUCCAGGACCAACAACGCAUCUGGUGCCGACGGUACAACCAAUGGUGGAUCCUUUUAUCGCGGAGAAUGGAGAAUGUUACUGUGCCUAACUUACAGCGAUGCUGACACAGGAGUGUGCGCAGACGCCGAAGACCUCGCAAAGUACCAGAUGAUUAACAGGAUACCUGGACUCAAGAACAUCCUGUUUCGGAAAGAUGCCUUCUGCAACACGAUGAAUGAUGCUAGAAAAAUACCAGCUGUGAUGCGCGCGGCCUUGGUACCGUUGUGCUUCGUUCUGCCAGAGCAGUACCAACAAUUCCUGAACGUGGCGGAUGCCUUAGGCUACUCUGCCCAGUGGCUUCUCACGCCUUUGGCGCUGGGAGGCAGGGAAGCUCCAGGAGGACCACAGUUGGUGGACCUAUUCACUGCCCUGGGAAGAGCAACCAUACACCAGUCAUCCACGAAGCGCUCCGUAGUACAACAGGUGCCCAAAAACCCAUUGCUGGUAUUCGGCCAGCCAGUCAGCGUCCGCCUGUUCGUCCUCAUAACAUCUGUCUUUCCUCUUCGAGCCUAUCUCCACAAUGAAGGCAUGGUACGGGUCCGCAGUUUUCACCCGAGCAACGCAAAUAAGGCUACGAUGAAAGUGCAGCCAUUAUCAAGAUUCUGGCGUUUCGUGGAACGCAACUACGGAAGUCCUACCUUGAAGCUGGCCCUGGAAAGUCUUGAGGAUGUCCUGGUACGAACCUUGAUUGUUGCCGAGGCUCUGCUCUAUUCUGCACAACAGGGCUUCACCUAUCGCCAUGCGAGGUGUUCGAAGUGUUUCCAACUGUUGGGUUUUGAUGUUACCUUCAACAUGUCGUUCCACCCGACCGUAAGUGAAGUCAACGGGCAGCCGAGUUUCUACGUGAGCUCCCGUAAAGAGGACGAGCCCACUAACCGCCUCAAGAAGCAAGUCCUGGAAGACACAGUCGCUAUUCUCUUCUCGAAAGAAUCCGUCGCAGACGAUGUGGCUGAAGCUAUUGGAGAGGUCUUCGACAACCUAGGCAUUAUGGGCCUGAGCUGUCAAAUCUCGCACGACCUAUGCCUCAGCCGAGAGGAUCUUGUGCACCUUCUCAACAACCGUAGGGAAGCGAAACAGAUGGGAGGAUACCGAAAGUUGUACCCCAGCUUCAAAAGCGGACAGUACCGGAGCUUCAUCGAGGACCUAGACCACAUGGUCAUGAGCAAGGCGGACGUGAACGUGGCAACGGAUGGUAUGUUUAGAACUCCAAGCCAGCAUCGAACGGCAGACAUGCAUCCGGUUCUGGUGGCUUUUGAAAGAUACUUCAGCCGACGUCUUGUGGGGGACGACAGCUACUCUGAUGUCGACUUCGACAUUAACCAAGUAUGGAAAAUUCAUAACACGAGCCACACCAGAGAUCAGCCAGAGGAAGAUUUCUUCAGCGAACAACCGGACAAGUAUUCCUGGAGUCAAGUGGCUUCCAAAGCUGCGAAGGACGCCGACAGCGCUGGCUGCAGCAUUGAUCCUGGAAGUCUAGCCUUGCUCGCGCAGAUAAUAACUGAGCCUUCGCUGCAGCUGGAGCCCACGUUCACUGCUCAGCGCACCGAAUACACCGCUACGGUGUCCUACGACACCCUUCUGCUAAGAGUCUGGGGCGUUCCUCAACACUGCCAUGCUCGAGUUCACGUCGACGACAAGUUCGCGCCAUCCAGGCCAACAAAUUACAGCCUCGGGAUUGGUGACAACAAAGUAGUGCUGUAUGUGAUGGACAGCAGCCAGUCCUCCGAUCCAUGGGUGGUGAACACUUACACGAUUUCCGUUCGACGUCUAUCCAUAACGGACGGGGAGGAGUCGUUCACUCCGGCGACGCCCCAUCAAGUUUGCAGCCUCAAGCAGGAGUGCGAAAUGCCAGUGGCAAAUGGUGGCCCGUGCGGCCUGUACAACGAGAUCUCCUCCGAUUGGCCCACCUACUUGGAGAAGAUAGGCUCACUACCACUUUGCAGUGACGGAAGUUCCCAAGGGCGGUGGAUCCUGCCUUGUCACAAGUGCUCUCACCGCGACACGUGUUAUUGGAAAGAAGCCCGCUGGCAGCCUUAUCAGUGCCGCUACGCCUUCCUGCCACAGAGGACACUUGCAAGGUGCAUGGCAGACAAAAAGCUGCUGUUCAUUGGCGACUCGACUAACAGAGGCAUGAUGCACUACGCGAUGGAGCGUCUGAACGGAACUCUUCAACAGUGGGAUAAAACUCAUGAUCUACGCCUUUAUUCCAAUCUGAACCGUGGUGAAACAUCCGUCUCCUUCGCCUACUACCCACAGUUCUGGCUGCCCACGCAAGAGAGGCCAGUCUUCGACAAGGCGCUCUAUCAACUCAUCGAACGAUCGAAGCCACUCCAGAAUAACUCGAAUACCAUACUCGUCGUUGGAGGCGUUCAUUGGUUGGCAACUCAACACCUCUACAUGCUUGUGAAAGCAUUGAGAAGGGAUCACCUCCACGGAAUAAAAGUAAUCAUCAAGACUCUCGGCGCAGGAUUUCACCAACCAGUGGACGGAGUACACUGUUUAAGCACGAAUGACCAAAAGAAGCUCAUGCUGCAGAACCAGUGGCUGAUAGAAUUCGCCAAGCACUAUGCCUUCGAAGUGAUAGAUACGUUCAACAUGACCGUCGCCCGAUAUAAGGACUUUCUUCAAGGAAAAUGCGCAUGUCACUUUCACAGGGUUGUACCUUUGUCAACAUUCCAAGAGAACGGCUAUUCCAGGCAGACUCAACCACCUUCGUUUCACGUUGAAGGAGGCAUCAACGCCAUGUACAGUGAAAUCUUGCUCAACCGCAUCUGUGCUCACGAAGCCGAAGUCAGCAGAUGAUGACUGCCCACGUGGCUACUAGGACUAUUUCGCGCGAUCCCACUAGUAACUUUUCGACAAGAAGCAUCGCGCGUACACGCACAACUGUUUGACGUUGCACAAAUGCCAAAGUAUUUAGGACUAAUAUUUCUCAUUGCGUAUGCUACCGUAAUACUACCAUAGUGUGGAGACGAGGCAAUGUUGUUACGGAAGCUACGGAUGACUUCGCAGAGGUGCAUCUGAAGUACGUAUGUCAGUUCGUCCACUUCACCGUCAGGAAAGGACGAACUCUUGUUUCUCCAUUUCUGGGGAGCCUCUAUGACACGGACAAAGCAAGACACGACAAGACAAGACGCACAUUCCUCCUGUGUCUUUAGUGUCUCGUAGAAUUACUUUUUUUUUUAAAGUCCCCCAUGACAACGUUUUUUAUUGAGGAACCUCCACAGCAAAAUCCAGAUGAAGUUACCCAAAUAUCACUUAAGCCAUUCUAGGUCCUGUAACAGUUAACCUUUGAUUUCCGUACUGGUUAGCUAACUCGUCCUAAUCAAAAAUCGGGAACAUUGUAGAACGGAACAUCGUCCCUGGGAAAGGCAAGACCGGCCGUACUAGGCCUGGAAGCUAUCUUCUUGAGAGUGGAAAGAAAAAAAGAAAAUAGUGGAAAGUGAAACAAACAAGCAAAAUCCUGCAGAUCUACCAGCAUUCAAUUCGCAUACGACGAAGCUCCGAUCUCUUCGUCCAACAGGUUCUGGGGCCCACCAUGCAUCUGCCUGGGAAUGUCUAUACAGUUCUUCGCAAGCAAGUCGCGCUCUUCGCUCAAGGGGUAGUUGGUUUGCACAUUCUCCAAGCAGUGUGACCAGUGGUGUUUCCGCUUAGGUCCAAGUUUUUUCUGGAACCUGUGAUGGCGACGACAGUGUGGUGACCGACGUCAACUGGUGCGUCACGAACUAGCAGACGAUGACCUUUGCAAAGACGUUGUGACAAUAACGUUUGAAGCGUGUAGUUUCUUUAGUACAUUGCUUUUGUUAUGGUUGCACAGCGCUAGCAUGGUUAUGCCAAAGUACUCGUAGUUCACUGCAAAACAGAGUCCAGUAGCGUACGUAGAAAAAUGUAGUAUGGACGCGGUAAGAUAGUGAUACUUUGCACUCUAGUACUCCUUCAAAGCCUUCACUUGAAUAAUGACCGACUUUAUGGAAGUUUUUGUUAUAUAUGGUGCACAUAGGGCAAACAGACAGCAAGAUCCUCAGUGCUGCUGUAUUGCACUACGAUAUCCUUGCGCGUCGUCGCAGUAAGUGCUAGUUAUAGCCCAUCACCAAGGCGCUGACAUCACUACGAAUGCGGAGUUCUUUCUCGACAUCAUUUCGUAACUUGCGUUGUCACUGUCUAAAAGAACGCUAUUAACCUUGAUUUCUGCACGAACGUGGGUACGUUGUGGUGUAUAAAUACGACCUCCUAUUAAAUUUUCCUCCAACAUAAAUACGCAUACAUACGCACGCGCGCGCGCGCACACACACACACACACACACAAAAUGAUGAUGACGAGGUUAUACUGUUAUCUCCCGUCCGGCUGGUCGCUCCCCAGUGCAAUCGCACAGGCUUCUAUUUUGCGUUUCACAGUUCUCGCAGACCAUACUCAGUUCAAUCGACUUUGUCGUAAUUGGCUUAAGCACCCUGAGGAAGCGCACUGGUAAGAACACUUGAAAAAAAAAAAUCCGGUUUUAUCAUGUCGUCAAUUAAAGCUCUUAUUUGCUGGCCCGACCACCAUAGCUGCCCGAAAGCAUAUAGCUGGCAUGAGGUCCUUCAACUCAGAAAAAAAGAUAUUUGCUUUAACUCAGAAUGCAUGUGUGUGACUACUAUACGCAAAAGAGUCAAAUGAGUUCCACGAAGUCAAAGUGACCCCCACUGUGAGUGCAAUUUACUGUAACACUCUCACUUUUAGCACAAUUUGGUAUCAUUUUCAACCACUGAAUGUCAUAGCACAGUAAAACCCCCGAGCUUGAGGGGAACAUGAAGAACAACACGACACGAAGGUUGUGCUAUGGAUCUCCACCAGCUUAGCCGCAGUUCUCUCAGUUCUCUCACUGAAUGUUAGUUCCACUUUCAUACCCAUAUGCUUUUGGUACGUCGUUCCACACUAGUAAUCAACUUUCCAAUGUGAACUUCAAUGUCGGGGUCAAGUUUACCAAGGAAGGUUUUGGCACCCCGUGGAACCACCGCGUCGCGGAAGUGCCGACAAUUUCCGAUGCCCUGGCAAAGCGGCACACUGCCAUGAUUUCGACCCAGAUGAACUUGGUGCUACAACUGUGAAGGACAUACAGGGUUCGCCCCAGAUAAACUUUGGGGUUUUAUGGAGAUAAAACAAAUAAAAGCAGUGUCGGGGAGCUAAAGUAGAUGCUAGAGGACGUAUUAUGCACCAAAAUUGCCACUUGGCCCGUUUCUUUGGGAAAAAAUCGU